This is a messenger RNA of Erpetoichthys calabaricus (reedfish), 2915 nucleotides long. Its product is annotated as NACHT, LRR and PYD domains-containing protein 3-like. Gene Ontology annotation, molecular function: protein binding. The transcript has 9 exons. The coding region runs from base 1 to 2781 and encodes 926 amino acids. Gene Ontology annotation, cellular component: cytoplasm. The record is from RefSeq and is a predicted model, not a curated record. NCBI's taxonomy places the organism in Eukaryota, Metazoa, Chordata, Cladistia, Polypteriformes, Polypteridae.
AUGGAAUUAUACUGCCCUAAGACCCAACAGAAGUCCGGAGAGGCGUACUUUAGGAGAAGAAGUCCUGAUGUAGAAGUCGCUGAUCUGUCGGGAUUGGACCUCUUGAAGGAUAUUCAAUCAGGUGUUCACAUUCCCAGUCAUAUUAAAGGCCUCCAUGAGACACACAGAGGUGUUGUGUCUGAAUCCACAAGAACUCUGGAGGAUCAGGCGUCUCCUGAAGAUCCACACACCAGAGUUGUGGGCUUUGAGACUCAAUACACAGAGCUGAUGGUUGUUGAUCACUACAAAAGAACAUACAGUGAAAAGCACCAUGAACUUGAGAAAACAGGGAGGACUCAUGCAGAGAUGGUGGAGGAGAAGACAAAAGUGAAAUGUGAGCGAAUCUGGACAGAGCAGCUUUUUAGAAGAAGUACAGGAAGUGAGACAGACCCUCACAUUGUAGUGGUCAGUGGGAUGGUGGGAAUUGGGAAGACCACCAUGGUCCAGAAGAUCAUGUUUGACUGGGCCAGAGGCACUCAGUACCGGAGGUUUGCUUUUGUGUUCCUGUUUAAAUUCAGGGAGCUCAACCUCCUAGACACAGAGGCAGAACCACAGAUGUCUCUGACCAGGCUGAUUGUAAGGCACUAUAAAUAUCUCAAUGACCCAAAGUUGAGAGAAAUCCUGCAGAAACCUGAAUCUCUCCUCUUUAUAUUUGAUGGACUGGAUGAGUACAAACACAAACUGGACUUUAUACAGAGUAAGCUCUGCUCAAACCCAGAGGAGGACUACUUUCCUGUCCACAUCCUGGUCACCAGCCUGGUCAGUCAGACAUUACUGAAGGGCUGUUCAGUCCUAAUCACAACCAGACCAACAGCACUGAAUACCCUGUACAAAGAGAAUGUUGAUCAAUUUGCAGAGAUCCUGGGGUUCUUCCCUGAACAAAGGCUGAUGUACUUUAAGAAGUUCUUUGGUAAUGCUGAUCAGGGCUCUGAGGCUUUUCAGUAUGUGGAGGGGAACUCCAUCCUGCACACCAUGUGCUUCAACCCCUCGUACUGCUGGAUUAUCUGCUCUGUGCUGAAGAGCCACUUCAUGACACCUGAAGAAGAGCGAGGAGCUGCCCCCAGAACUGUCACUGAGCUCUUUGUUAUGUUCCUUCACAACAUCCUCACCAAACACAAGCGAGAAGCUGAGGAUCUAUGGGAUUUUCUGGUCAAACUUGGGAAGAUGGCUCAUCAUGGGGUGAUGAACAGGACUGUUGUGUUUUAUGAUAAUCAAGUCAUGUCCACCUUUGGUCUCCGGCCAGUCCUGUCCUCUCUAUUCCUCUCAGGGUUCCUCAAAGAAAUCUUACAAAGAGAAAACACUCUAGACCAGACAAUAUAUACAUUCUACCACCUUACCCUGCAGGUGUUCGUGGCCGCCUGUUCCUUCUACCUCGAUCCAUCAGGGGGCAUCGAGGAGCUGCUUGAGAAGCUGGACUCAUGUGAAGAUGGCCGGUUUGAGAUUCUCACUCGAUUCCUGGCAGGACUGGCCAGGCCUUCUGUGUUUAAAGCACUGGGGGGAAUCCUAGGAGAGUUUGAGAUGAAGACAGCAAAGAGGAUACUGGAGUGGGUGAAGAAGAAAGCUGAAGAUGUGCUACAUGGCUAUAAUAAAAGUGAAGCUCUGCAAGUGUUUCAGUGGCUCUAUGAGACUCAGAAUAAUAAAUUAAUCAGAGAAGCCAUUGGGAAGGAUUUAAGCUUGUACUUUAUUGGGAGGACUUUAUCUCCUCUGGACUGUGCUGUGCUGGGCUCUGUUAUCAGCUGCUGUGGAGAAUUUGAGGCGCUCAUCCUGUCCAAAACACUUCUCACCCCAGAGUGCAUUAGCAGACUGGUGCCAGGGCUCAUCUGCUGCAGACGUGUAAACCUGUAUCAAUGUGGUCUCACCUACACAUGCUGCUCAGCUCUCUCCUCAGCUCUUUCUGCUCCACACUCACGACUGACUGAACUGGAGCUGAGCAACAAUUACCUGGAGGACUCAGGAGUGAAUCAGCUGUGUGAGGGGCUGAGGAGUGAAAACUGCAAAUUAGAGAUACUGAACCUCAGGUCAUGUGGUCUCACCUCCAGAUGUUGCUCAGCUCUCUCUUCAGUCCUUUCAUCUCCAAACUCACGACUUGUCGAACUGGAUAUGGGCAGCAGGAACAGCCUGUCUCUUUGUGGUAUCACCUACAGAUGUUGCUCAGAUCUCUCCUCAGCUCUUUCAGCUAUACACUCACGACUGACUAAACUGAACCGGAGGGACAACAACAUGGAGGAUUCAGGAGUGGAUCAGCUGAUUGAGGGGCUGAGGAGUGAAAACUGCAAAUUAAAGAAACUGAGCCUGUCUCUUUGUGGUCUCACCUCCGGAUGUUGCUCAGCUCUCUCCUCAGCUCUUUCUGCUCCACACUCACGACUAACUGAACUGAACCUGAGCGGCAACAACAUGGAGGAUUCAGGAGUGGAUCAGCUGUGUGAAGGGCUGAAGAGUGAAAACUGCAAAUUAGAGAAACUGGACCUGUGUUAUUGUGGUCUCACCUCCAGAUUUUCAUCAUCUCUCUCCUCAGUCCUCUCUUCUCCACACUCACAGCUGACUGAACUGGACCUGAGAAACAACAGAGUGGGAGAUUCAGGAGCUCAUCAGCUGUGUGAGGGUCUGUGGACCCCAAACAGUAAAUUAAAGACACUGAGGCUGUCUGGUUAUAAGAUCAGUGAGAGUGAGGAGAAGAGCCUGAGGUCACUACAGGAGGAGCUGAAAGGGACUGGACAGCAGGUGGAUAUCAGCAUAUGGUGAAGACUGAACAUGCUGAUCAACUGCCCCCCAGUGGUGGUGCCCCCUGUCCACUCCUUCUAAAUUCUUCUCUUUAUUCUUUUAUAAUCUCCUCAGCUCUUCUCCACGUUUAAUAAACUCUCCAUGUCUUCUUCUCA